CCCACGCUAGCAUGCUUGUUAUUAAUUACUCCAAAUUUGUUAGGAACGGGUGAGCAUACCAUAAUAAUUCAUAUACGCUCCAUCAAAGUUAGUCUUUUGAUAUCUGGGAGAGCGAGAAGCCUUUCCAGACCACAGAUAUGGAUAUUUCCCUAAGAAUAGUUAUCCCAACCUUACUGUUGUUUGUGCUUUUCAUCGUAGACCUUGGAGAAGGCCACAAAUGGUGUCCCGAAGUUCGGUGUGGAGACCAUGGCCCAGACGUCCGAUUUCCUUUCCAACUCAUCAAAGACAGGCAGCCAGACCACCACGGUGGCUUUGAUCUCUACUGCAAUGAUAAAGAUGAUACGGUGCUUGAGCUGUCAACUUCAGUAAAAGCCUUUGUUAAAAAAAUUGAUUACAAAUCUCAGUCAAUUGAAGUAACUGACUCAGAUGGCUGCUUUCCACGGAAAAUCCGGGGACUCAAACUCAAUUUAUCUUCUUCGUCUUUCCAAUUCAAAAAUGAUCUUUCUGACUAUGCCCUUUUCAAAUGUACGCCAGAUACAGAAUCUUCUUCUUAUCUGAUUCCUUGUCUUAGUAGCUUUUCAACCUCAGUUUAUGCUUUUCCUUCGGAGAGAGACAUCGACGACUUGUCCAUAUUAUCAUGUACAAAGAUGUAUAGCGUUUCAUCAGUUCCAUUUUAUAUAUGGCGUUCUCAUUCUCUUCAAUUGACUUGGUCCGGAUCGGAGUGCGGACGCGGUGAAGUGAAAGGCAAUAACUGUAGAUUCGAGGAAAAUAGCACUGAUGUCAGAACUGAGUGCAAAGACAAAGGUGCAUUAACAAAAAUAGUGAUAUCUGGUUCUAGCUUGGGGUCAUUUCUUUUGGUACUAGUAGUCUAUGCACUCUACCGUGUCUAUUGCUAUGACAAAACAGAGAAAGAAAAUCAAGCUAGGAUUGAAAUGUUUUUGGAGGAUUACAAAGCUCUCAAGCCCACAAGGUACUCAUAUAACGAUGUUAAAAGAAUUACAAAUCAAUUUACUGAGAAGUUAGGACAAGGAGCCUAUGGAAUAGUGUUCAAAGGAAAAUUUUCAAAUGAAAUCCAUGUAGCUGUGAAGAUCCUGAACAGUUCCAAGGGCAAUGGGGAAGAAUUCAUAAAUGAAGUGGGAACAAUGGGUAGAAUCCACCAUGUUAAUGUGGUUCGCUUGGUUGGCUUCUGUGCUGAUGGAUUUAGAAGAGCUCUAGUCUAUGAGUUCUUACCAAAUGAUUCACUAGAAAAGUUCAUUUCCUCAGUAGAUUCUAACCGUUUCCUUGGUUGGGAAAAGCUACAAGACAUUGCUCUCGGCAUAGCAAAAGGAAUUGAAUAUCUUCACCAAGGAUGUGAUCAACGAAUCCUCCAUUUUGACAUUAAACCUCAUAAUAUUUUGCUAGACCAAAAUUUCAAUCCAAAAAUUUCUGAUUUUGGUUUGGCCAAGUUGUGUGCAAAAGAUCAAAGUGCAGUGUCCAUGACCACAGCUAGGGGGACCAUGGGUUACAUUGCACCUGAAGUGUUCUCUAGGAACUUUGGGAGCGUGUCUUACAAAUCAGAUGUUUAUAGUUUUGGAAUAUUGUUGCUUGAAAUGGUUGGAGGUAGGAAAAAUGUUGACGUAACCAUGGAGAACACUAGCCAAAUUUAUUUCCCAGAAUGGAUCUACAAUUUGUUAGAGCAAAAAGAAGACCUACAAGUCUACGUUGAGGAUAAUGAAGAUGCUAAAAUUGCAAAGAAACUCGCAAUUGUAGGACUUUGGUGCAUCCAAUGGCACCCAAUGGAUCGUCCUUCAAUGAAAGUUGUGGUCCAAAUGUUGGAAGGAGAAGGAGAUAAGUUAACCAUGCCUCCUAAUCCUUUUGCAUCUACAGGCCCUACAAGAAUCAAUGUAAGUAUGCCUGCAAGGCAUUUGAACCAAGAGUUAGAAGUCAUCCUAGAAUCAGAGUAGGCGUCCUUGACAAUCAUAAAAGUUGCAAUCAUUUUGUACUCAAGGAUUGAAAUUAUUAACUUUAUGGUCAAUGUAGGGACUUCUAGUUUUCUUAUAUCAAGUUUAAGCAAAAUUAUACUUAUAAAAAUGUAUUGCUUAAUUCCUAUUGAGAUAGCGUUCGGGGGCCUUUUUCGGUUGCCCAGCCACGUGUGGUCCAUUGGAGGGAUGACCUUACUAGGCUCGAGUUCUGUUCGAGGAGUUGCAUCCGAAACUCAACAUUGGGCCACAUAGUCCAAUGGCUACCGAUGUAUUUUUAAGCCUACAAAACCAUUAAAGCCAAAAUCUAAAAAUCACAAUAAUGGUCGAAUAAAUAUGUAAUAUGCAUU
This is a messenger RNA of Quercus lobata, 2308 nucleotides long. RefSeq names its product rust resistance kinase Lr10-like. Bases 138 to 1943 code for a protein of 601 amino acids. Lineage: Eukaryota; Viridiplantae; Streptophyta; Magnoliopsida; Fagales; Fagaceae. Gene Ontology annotation, biological process: protein phosphorylation. The transcript has 3 exons. The record is from RefSeq and is a predicted model, not a curated record. Gene Ontology annotation, molecular function: protein kinase activity; ATP binding; polysaccharide binding.